GAUUUUAUUGCAUCCUCCUAUUACGACCAUUGCUUGUUAGAAUGUUAAGCUGCUUGCCCUUUUUUCGAAAACACUUGAAGGCCACCAAGCCUGCUGCUCCUGUCGCAAAAACGACUGUUGUAACUGGAACUCCUGAUGCCAGCAAAGAGUUGGUCUGUAUUAUGGAUGACUUUAUGGAGCUCUUUUGUCAGUCUGCACCUGAGUAUUCGCCCAUAUUUGGUCUUGACAGAUAUCCUGACGAGAUCUUCAACAGCUCCAAAGAGUUUCACGAAAAAAACAUCGGUAUCGUUACUAAGCUUUCUGAACGAGCUGAAGCAAUCGAUGCCAGUCAGCUCUCUAUCAAGGAAAAGGACGACCUUAAACAGGUCAAGGGAAGUUGUACUGAGAUUCUUCUCAGCGACACUUGCUAUGGAUAUGAAAUCCCUGCUACUCACAUGUAUGGCGCCUUUGCUAGCUUCCACUCAUCCAUAUCUGCUUUCCAGUCUCUCAAAACUGUCAAGGAUGCUGAAAACUAUGUUACUCGUAUCAAAAGAACUCCUGAACGAUUUGGUCAUUGCAUUGAUGCUUACCGUGCUGGCAUCGCAAAAAAGAUUACUCUUCCCGCUGAAUCAAUCAAGCUGAUGAUUGAUCUUUGCGGAAAUAUGGCUGUGGCUGAUCCCACUGAAAGUAUUUUCCACCAAUUAUUCAAGGAAAAAUUUGUCGCCAUUGACCUUCCAGAAGAUUAUGCCAUUGCUGCUAUCCGCGACUACCUUGUUCCUGCUUAUACCAGUGUCAAAGUAUUCCUCGAAAGCGAGUAUUUGCCUCAUGCACGUAGUACUGCAGGUAUAUACAGUCUUGCUGAUUCUCAGCGUGUCUACAAUGAUCUGAUCUAUCUCAACACCACUGUGCGCUACACUGCUGAUGAGCUUCAUCAGCUUGGUCUCAAGGAAGUUUCUCGUAUUCGUGCCCGCAUGGAGGAAACAAAGAGCAAAGUGUUUGAUGGCACCUAUGCCGAGUUCCUUGUCGCCUUGAAGGACAAGAAACAGUUCCCUCAGCUGUAUUUUGCCAGUCCUGAUGAUUGUGUUCCUUACUACAAAGAUUUGAUCAAGCGCAUUGACAAGAAAAUGCCUGAGCUAUUUAGCAAAUUCCCCAAAUUUGAAUGCGAUGUCAAAUCUGUUCCUCCUGCGGCCGAGUCGUCAUCUCCCAUUGCCUUCUACCAGCCCGGUACUGCUGAAAAGACCGGUACUUUCUCCACCAAUCUGCUUCUUUCUAAAGAUUCUCCUAGACACUCUGCCAUGGCACUGACACUACAUGAGGCUAAUCCGGGUCAUCAUCAUCAAGUGUCUCUUGCACUUGAAAUGCCCGUCUCUCACACUUUUCUUAAAACCGUGUCCAACACUGCCUAUGUUGAAGGAUGGGGUCUGUAUUCUGAAUUUCUUGGAGAAGAGAUGGAGAUGUACGACACUCCAUACGACUUGUUUGGUCGCUUAGAGCUUGAAAUGUUCCGUGCCCUGCGUCUUGUUGUUGAUACUGGAUUGCACACACUCGGAUGGACCGUUGACAAGUGUGUUGAAACCAUGUCAGAACAGCUUUCUAUGUCGCACGAAGAGAUUGUCAGUGAAGUAAGGCGAUAUUCGAUCAUGCCAGGUCAAGCACUUGCUUAUAAAGUUGGUGAGAUCAAGAUUCGGGAAGUUCGAUCUUAUGCUGAAACUGCACUUGGAAGCAAGUUUGAUCUUCGCGCUUUCCACGAUGUUGUUCUUGAUCACGGAUCUGUUCGUCUUGAAACUCUUGAGCUAAAUGUCAAGGAAUGGGUUCAGUGCAUUCUUACCCAGUGUGCUAUUGAGACCGUUGAUGUAGCCAAGAUUGAUGCCUGAUUCAAGUCUGAAUGGUAGUGGUUUUUACUGAAUCUGAUCUACAGCCGGUAUUCACGUAAAAUGAAACACCUUUCUGUAUUCAUCUUGCAAUGACUCUUGUUCCGAAAUAAACCAUGUUUCAACAUGGGUUGUUUUUCUACUAC
Molecule: messenger RNA, 1996 nt
Organism: Batrachochytrium dendrobatidis JAM81
Lineage: Eukaryota; Fungi; Chytridiomycota; Chytridiomycetes; Rhizophydiales
Exons: 3
Coding region: 42-1853 (603 amino acids)
Source: RefSeq, a predicted model, not a curated record